Messenger RNA from Cetraspora pellucida, 477 nucleotides. The record is from the annotation of a GenBank genome assembly. NCBI's taxonomy places the organism in Eukaryota, Fungi, Glomeromycota, Glomeromycetes, Diversisporales, Gigasporaceae.
AUGACAGAUAUUAGUAAUGUAAUAACGAGCAGAAAACCGACACAACUUGAAGGUUUAGCCAUUAAUGGACAACUAACUCUUAACAAAUUAAUUAAUACAGUGGAAGAAAUAUUUACCACAUUGGCAACCUUCUCUUCAAGCGAAAAUACAGAAGACAUUCGACAAAAAGUAACCGAAAGUCAAAAUAAAUAUAAAAAUGUUAGUGAUGAAUUGAAUAAUAUAAUAGGACAGAUUGAUGUUAUUUGGACUAAGAAAAAAGAAGAAACUUCAACGGAAAAUAAUAUGGAACUAAGUGAACCGAAGAAAGAUCCUGAAAUAAAAGGUUUAAUUGAAACGCGUGAUUCACUUUUACAAGAAUCAGAAACACAAAAAAACCAUCUAAAGGAAUUGCUUGACCAAACGUAUGAAUUACAAUUUCUUAUACAAACAUUACUAGCAAGUUGUGAACAACAAGAAGUUGUUCUACCCGAUUCCUAA